AUGGGGCGCCGGGCAGACUCCGCACUACGAAUCCUAUACGCCAAUGCCAACAACAAGCCUUUCCACGCAAUCUCAGGCGCCCAUGCGACGACGACUUACCUUGACAAUAUCACGAACGCAGUUGGUAUCUUCAUGAGGGGCAUGAGCGAUAUCUUCAUCGUCGAUGAUGGCGACACAGCUCUACUCCAAGGCGGCAUUCUCAAUGGCGAUGUCACUGACUUCUUAUGGGCCCACGACAAGCAAACCAUGACAACAGCCUGUGCUUGUGUCGGGUACAUCUCCCCUAUCCUCGGUGGCGGCCACGGCUGGAACCAAGGUCGUUAUGGCCUGGCAUCCGAUCAACUCGUUUCUGCACGCGUGGUUCUCGCUAACGGCACUGCCAUCACUGUGAACGAGAGCAGUACCGAUCUGUUCUGGGCGAUACGCGGCGCUGGCCACAACUUUGGCAUCGUUACUCAGGCCGAGAUCAAAAUCUAUGACAAGAAGCCAGAUGUGGAUCAGUGGGCCGUCAUUGGCUACUUCUACACGCAUGAUAAGAUGGAGGAUGUUGUAGCAGUUGCGAACACCUGGAUAACGAGUGCUAACAGACCAGUAAGCUUGGAACACUAUAUUGUGUUCUCCUUCGACCCCAAGGUGGACCCCAUAAAUCCUAUCGUGAUAAUUUGGGUAAUCUACCAAGGCGCUGCCACCAUCCCAACCCAAUACACCGAUCCCCUCGUCGCCCUCUCACCCAUGGCCACCGACUCGGGCGUAACCGACCUUGCCGGCGUAAGCAAAUACACAGGUGCCGACCGCAACGGCCCCUCUUGCACAAAAGGCUACACGCGCUCCCUAGUCCCCGUAUCAGCCGACACAUACGACAAAACUUCCCUCCGCAAAGUCAUCAACAUCAUGAAGACCUUUCCCUCGGAGUUCCGCAGCUCUGCCGUCCUGCUCGAAAGUUACUCUACCAAUCGCGUCGGCCAGAUACCUAGCGAUAGCACCGCCUACCCCGACCGAGAUGGCCAACUACUGUUCUCACCAUUUAUGACAUAUGAGAAGAAUGUUAGUCUGGAUGCGGCAGCAUGGGAUUUCGCGGGUCAGAUACGUGAUAUGUUGAUUGAAGGGACGGGAAAGGCUUAUGAGGCUUAUAUUAACUAUGCGAGGGGUGAUGAGACGACAGAGGAAUUGUAUGGGUAUGAAGAGUGGAGGUUGGAGAAGUUGAGGGGGUUGAAGAAGGAGUACGAUCCCUUUGGCAAGUUCAACUUCUUUGCUCCGAUCCUGUGA
Alternaria atra is the source of this 1266-nucleotide messenger RNA. RefSeq lists its product as uncharacterized. The transcript has 3 exons. Gene Ontology annotation, molecular function: FAD binding; oxidoreductase activity. The coding region runs from base 1 to 1266 and encodes 421 amino acids. NCBI's taxonomy places the organism in Eukaryota, Fungi, Ascomycota, Dothideomycetes, Pleosporales, Pleosporaceae. The record is from RefSeq and is a predicted model, not a curated record.